AUGGCGACAACUUUUGAAAUCUUCCAAUAUGCCGCUACUACCAUGGGUACCAUGGGAUUCACCGCCCUGACCCAAGUAUUCCGAUUCAGCGUCACAGAAGUGCCAGCCGUGGUCCUCGAAUGGAUCGCCGCCCACCCCGGCCAAACCGCCUUACUCGUUGCACCGGGAGUUUUGAUCUUCACUCCCGGUGCUCUUACUGGUACGCUCCUAGCGUCUAUGGGUUUCGGCGCCGCCGGUCCUGUUGCUGGCUCCGUUGCGGCUGCACUUCAGUCUAUGUUGGGGAAUGUUGGGGCAGGAAGCGUCUUUGCGUAUUUGCAGAGUGCGGCGAUGGGGGGGUAUGGGGCUGUUGUUGUUAAUGGGGCGAUGCAGGCUUGUGGGGUUAUUUCGGGGUGGUUUGUCUCGAAGCUCUAGGUUUGGUGGGCGUCGGUAGGACGGGGUAUAUUGGGAAAUAAUCAAUGGACAUCUUCUGUACUUGAGCUACCGGGAUGGACUUCUUUCCAAUAUGCUGCGCUAUUAUAGUUGCUGAUAAGCGUGGUAUCAACGUUGAUAUUUAAG
This is a messenger RNA of Pseudogymnoascus verrucosus, 555 nucleotides long. RefSeq lists its product as uncharacterized. The coding region runs from base 1 to 411 and encodes 136 amino acids. The record is from RefSeq and is a predicted model, not a curated record. The transcript is spliced from 2 exons. Gene Ontology annotation, cellular component: membrane. NCBI's taxonomy places the organism in Eukaryota, Fungi, Ascomycota, Leotiomycetes, Thelebolales, Thelebolaceae.